This is a messenger RNA of Canis lupus familiaris (dog), 1037 nucleotides long. It is a transcript of the gene FHIT, whose product is annotated as fragile histidine triad diadenosine triphosphatase. Gene Ontology annotation, cellular component: cytoplasm; plasma membrane; nucleus. The coding region runs from base 274 to 723 and encodes 149 amino acids. The record is from RefSeq and is marked validated. Gene Ontology annotation, biological process: purine nucleotide metabolic process; negative regulation of proteasomal ubiquitin-dependent protein catabolic process; intrinsic apoptotic signaling pathway by p53 class mediator. Gene Ontology annotation, molecular function: bis(5'-adenosyl)-triphosphatase activity; ubiquitin protein ligase binding. Lineage: Eukaryota; Metazoa; Chordata; Mammalia; Carnivora; Canidae. The transcript has 9 exons.
CGUCGUGGGACUUUUUGCCCUCCAGUUCCCGGGUCCCUCAGGUGGCCACCCCAGUGGGCACACGCCCAGGCGCCGCUCCUGCCCCGCGCUCCCUCCCUCUGCCUUUCACUUCCCAGCUGCCAAGAUCUUGGAAGCUUUGAAGCUCAGCAAAGAAGGAAAAUCCAUUGAGAACAGUCUGUAAAGUGUUGAGAAAUAUCCAGAUAUUAUUACCGACACUCUGCCUGUCUCCUGCUUGAACCUGAGAUUCUUCCAUUGGGCUUCAACCGUGAGGAAAUGUCGUUCAGAUUUGGCCAACACCUCAUCAAGCCCUCUGUGGUUUUUCUCAAAACAGAACUGUCCUUUGCUCUUGUGAACAGGAAACCUGUGGUACCAGGACAUGUCCUGGUGUGUCCCCUUCGGCCGGUGGAGCGUUUCCGAGACCUGCGUCCGGAUGAAGUGGCAGAUUUGUUUCAGGCGACCCAGAGAGUUGGGAUGGUGGUGGAGAAGCAUUUCCAGGGAACUUCUCUCACAUUUUCCAUGCAGGAUGGCCCUGAAGCCGGACAGACUGUGAAGCAUGUUCACGUCCACGUUCUUCCAAGGAAGGCUGGAGACUUUCACAAGAAUGACAGCAUCUAUGAUGAGCUCCAGAAGCAUGACAAGGAAGAGGAAGACUCCCCGACCUUGUGGAGAUCCGAGGAGGAAAUGGCAGCAGAAGCCUCAGCCCUGCGGGCCUACUUUCAGUGACUUUACAGGCAUGAAAGUAACUUGAACAAAUCCCAAGGCAUAAGGAAAUGGGCCUCGUUCUCUAGGACUCUGCGGCACUGGAAAUGAAGCUAAGCAGACUUUAUUACAUCCUACAAUUCUGCAACCUUUUGCGAAGCAUUUUAUUACACUUGUGGAAGCCAUCGGGGUUAUGUUUCAAUCAUGAUGACUGACAGGCUAACUUCAAAAUAACAGCAUCGACACUCCCUUCCACACUUCCUGGGCUAUGUACUUAGAAUAGAACCUUUUCUAAAUUGUCCCUUGGCCUGGAUGGAAAUAAAAUGGUACUUAAAAUA